This is a messenger RNA of Serendipita indica DSM 11827, 1680 nucleotides long. The record is from the annotation of a GenBank genome assembly. NCBI's taxonomy places the organism in Eukaryota, Fungi, Basidiomycota, Agaricomycetes, Sebacinales, Serendipitaceae.
AUGUCCGCUGUUUCGCUGCCGCAGCCGUCGAGUUCUACAAAACUAUACGCGACUGCAAAGCGGGACUGGGUUAUUCCAGCUAGGGCCAGGCCAGGAAGGAAGCCAAAAGUGCCCGUAGACGACGCUGAAUACGAUCAAGAUGACGUUUCUGAAAAGGGCAAAAAGACACAGAACAGAGCAGCACAAAGGGCAUUCAGAGAGCGAAGGCAAACUCAACUCUCAGACCUCCAAGCCCGCCUGCAGCAGUAUGAGCAGGGAGAGGUCGAACGCAAUGUAGCACUCCAACAACUCGGCAAGCGUCUCAAAGAGGAAAAUGAUAUGCUGAGAGAGGAGAAUGCACGACUAAGGGCUGAAAACGACGAGCUCAAGAGUCGGGUCGAGGCCUUUGUCAGAGCCGAUGCCGCGGCUGAACAUCGCCCUGCGUCCACUCGUCGAACAUCCAAACGAAAUCGCGCUGCAGUAUCACCACCUUUGAGAAAUCGAGUCAAACGCCUCAAGGUGGAACACUCACCACAGGCGCACCCACUCUCCCUGGACACCACUUCGGCUGCAUCUUCAACGUCAAGCAACCACAUCUCGUCACCUUCAGUACCUAUAUUUGAUGAAGAUGACGUUGACAUGGUGGUACCUAGAGGAUACAAUCCCGCAGAGGAUAACAUUGGAGGUCAAGGAAAAGAAUUCCAGUCGUGUGGCAUGUGCACCAGCUCCAUCGAUUGUCUUUGUCGCCAGCUGGGAAUCAACACGGGAUCACAAAUCCCGACUGUCGAGAGCGGAACCGCAGAAACCCUUUCCAUCCUCGACGAUCUUCCUCCCUACCAGCCACCUGUCCCACUUCGACAUCGUGUCAAGGGACCGUCUUUCCCUGUAUCCGACUCCAAGCUGACUGCAUCCACGUCGCACCCCAAGUCUGAAAGGAGACCAGGAGGGUGCACCGGAGACCCUUCCGACUGCACGGCAUGUGCGGACAACGCAUUCGGAAAAGCAUUCUGCUCUGCUUUAGGUACCUCUGCCUGCGGCUCUGCAUCUUGUACUGUCUGUCGCUCACGAGGGACUUCGACCUCUGCCGACGUGAGCGGACACGCCAGUGGCACAAACACACCGCUCACCCUGAAUCCACUCCUCACUCAGUGCUGCGGUAGACCUGGUAAAUGCAGCGGCGGGGCAUGUUCGAUGCCUGAUGGGAUCAACGGCAAGAUGAAGGAUAUUGACCUUGGUUCACCGUCCGCCGCAAUGGAAGUCGAUACUGACAUGCCAUCAGACGUGGCAAACACCGUACCAUGCGACGUCGUGUGGAAGACACUAGAGGCGCAUCCGAAUGCCCAUCUUGUCAAUCCGAAUAUGGGGCCAUCACAUCUCGCCAACCUUAACCUGCUCGCAGACGUUGUAGCACGUCGGAGCCGUUGUACUCUCGCUCCUGGAGAGCCUACCCCCGAGCCAGAAGAUUUCCCAGCAAGACCUCGCCUUCGAGACACUAUCCUCGAGGAAGCAGACAAACCGAACAACGCCGCGACAUCGCGUGUGCAAAUAGAUUACGAGGAAGAGGAAACCAGCAGACCUUUAUUGGGUCGAACUCUCGUCCCACGAAAUAUCCUCCAGGGUCAUCAACGGAUUGUGGCCGUUCCACGCGAAGGGGUGCGCGAUGCAAUUGCACUUUUGGAUCGCCAGUUUGGAUGCACGUGA